Molecule: messenger RNA, 2836 nt
Organism: Penaeus monodon (black tiger shrimp)
Lineage: Eukaryota; Metazoa; Arthropoda; Malacostraca; Decapoda; Penaeidae
Product: prolyl 4-hydroxylase subunit alpha-1-like
Exons: 11
Coding region: 216-1910 (564 amino acids)
Biological process (GO): peptidyl-proline hydroxylation to 4-hydroxy-L-proline
Cellular component (GO): endoplasmic reticulum
Molecular function (GO): protein binding; iron ion binding; procollagen-proline 4-dioxygenase activity
Source: RefSeq, a predicted model, not a curated record
GCUCAAGUUCUGGACGCAUCGCCCGGGUAGUUCCUGUGUGUUCUGUUUGCGUCGCGUCGCUGUGACUGCACGGACUGAAAUAAAUACGGGUCUUUGUGGAAUAGAAUAUCGUGCGGUGACAAUGGUUUAUUAGUGGUUGGGGAGAUAAGUGAAGCAGUGCUGCGUCUAUUUUAGCCAGUGUAUGAGCCUCGAAGCCCCGGAGCCCCGACAGCAAGAUGAACCUGGCCGGCGUGCUUGGGGCAGUAACCCUGGCCUUCGCAGUCAGUGUCGCCGCCGAUAAGAACAAAUUCAUCUUCGUCCCUCCUGUGGAACUCCUGAACCAGCUGACUGAUGAAGAAAUCAGCGAGCACAUCCGAAAGGCGCCGCCCGUCCCGCCCUUGGGCACGUCCACGUACCACCUCGCAAUGCUCGCCCAAGACGAAGUUCGAGCUGCGGCCAAACUGCGCGGGCUCGUCCAGGCCAUGUUCAGCGCGCACGAGGUCCUCAGCAGGUAUUUGUCGUCUUGGGAGGAGCUCGAGGCCGCGGGCGUGGAGGCAGAAGGAUUCGCGAGCCAUCCCCUGCACGCCUACGCCCUCACCAAGCACGUGAGUCUGGGCUGGCCGCACGUAGAAGCCGCCUUACGAGCAGUAUCCAACCUUUCGCAGGAUACAGAAUGGCUGUUGUCCCGGAGUGAAAAGCACGGCGUGCCCACGGGCGAGGACUUGGCCACGGUGGCGGGGGGGCUGGCCAGGCUGCACGACUACUACAACCUCAAUCUCACCGCCCUCGCCCACGCCCAGCUUGUUUCGGCGAUCGACGCCCGUCCUGUCCCCGCCGGGAUCACGCCCUCAGUUCUCGACCUGCACCGCAUAGGUUCCGAAGCCGUGUCUCACAAUGUACUAAACUCUGGCGUGGACUUCCUGAGGGCCGCCCUGGACCACUGGGACGGCAACGCCUCCUUCGUCAAGACCUCGGACACCUUCGACCGCCCCAGGAACCUGCGCCAAACUGACCUGAAGAAAGCCGAAAAGUUUCACGACCAAGUCCUCGAGAAGAAGGGAUCGCGAUCGACCUUCCACAGCACUUACGAAAAGCCUUUCAACAAGACGUUGGCCAGGAAGAAGAAAUACCACAAGAAGGACGAGGUUGUUUUGGGGGAACUCGGAAACUCCAUCCAGGGCCUGAAGCAGUACCAACGUUUGUGUCGCGGCGAAGACCUCAGGCCAGUUGACAUAACGUCCCGCCUGUACUGCCGCUACGUGACCAACGGCUCGCCACUCUACAAGAUCGGGCCGCUGCGGAUGGAGGUGCAGUCGCUGGACCCGUACGUGGUGACGCUGGCGGAGGUGGUGACGCCCUCGGAGGCCGCCGACCUCGUCGAAGCUAGCGCCCGUUACCUCAUGAGGUCUUCCACCAUCAGAGCGAACGGAGGCUCUGUCGAGAGCUUUAUGAGGACGAGUUCGACGGCUUGGAUGUUGGACAGCGAUCUUACCGUUCUCUCGGAGCUCACUCACCGGAUCGAACAAAUAGCUGGGAUAAAUGCUCAGCAGAACCGCGGCGCAGAACUGUACCAGGUUGUAAACUACGGCGUUGGCGGCCAUUAUACCGUACAUCACGACUUUGUGCAUAGAGGACUGGUUAAUAAUCGUAUUGCAACCUUCCUCAUCUAUCUUAAAGAUGUACCACAAGGCGGGAGGACCGUCUUCCCCUGGGUAGGCACGGGUGUUCGUCCCAAGCGAGGUUCGGCGCUUCUCUGGUACAACAUGAAUCGUGCAGGACUGCCAGACCAAAGACUUCAGCACGGCGCUUGUCCCGUCCUGCUGGGCGACAAGUGGGUGAUCAACAAGUGGUUAUUCUACGGAGGCCAAUUCCACACACUCCCCUGCAAUCCCGAGAAAAAAGAUGACGUCAUAAAGCAACCCCAAGCUUGAUUGCGGUUCUUUCCUCCACAUCUGGGCUCUGUGUCACCAUACAAGUAUAGAAAUAAUAUGUUAACAAAUAAAUAUGAAAAUACAUACAUACUUAUACACGUGUGUGUGUGUGUGUGUGUGUGUGUGUGUGUGUGUGUGUGUGUGUGUGUGUGUGUGUGUGUGUGUGUGUGUGUGUGUCUACGUAAACAUUCAUUAUAAAUAUUUUCACAUUUGCAUAUAGGGCCCUUUUUGACAUUCUCUAAACCUUAUUUGUACAAAUAUGCUUGCCUGAUUCUUAUAAUACCAUGGGUCUUACUGACACAUGGUUUGCCAUGAUCAGAUUUGGUUGGCAUUGCCAAAAUACAUGCCAGAUGGGUACAUGGACAGUCAGAUGUUUCACUGCUUGCUGGUAAUUAAACAAAAAUUGAUGAUAUGUUUUGCCUGAUACGGCGCUCUCCCGGGAGGAAAUGCAGUGCAGCCGGUUUAAAUUCGGUACCAGUGCCACAAAUGGUAAGUACUUUGCGUAACUAUUGCCGGUUGUUUGAAUAAUUACAAGAUGAUUUACUGAACAUAUCACUCGUUCAUGGAAAUCUUCCAGUAAUAUAUUAUAUACGCCCAUUCUUAAUUUGUCUGAAUAAAGUUUGCUGAUCGCAGACAUAACUCAAAGACAUUUGAGAGAAAGAUAACCAGAUUUAUAAGUUGGAUUUGGAAAAUAUUCGUCUUAUUUGCUGCAAAACACAUUGAAUAUACACAAUGGUACCGAUUUCAUUGAGUAAUUUUGAAUAUUUAUAUAUUGAUUAUAUAAAUCCUAAACGUUCAGCUUCCUAAUUAUUUCUGUGAUUAUUGAGGGUUGUAAUAAAGACGUGAGUGAAAAAAGGUAAUAGGUUUUGUAAUCACUUUCACAGGUCCUGAGAAUAUAUGACUUUAGAAUAAACCCUGGUGUUAGA